AUGUGCCAGUGUCGAUGUGUCCUGGCGGUUAGAUGCUGUGCCGCCAGCGACAAGAAACCACAAACUAUCAUACCAAUGCAAGAUCUACAAGUUUUUCUCAGCGUCUUUACCUGUCUAUUUGUCUUCUACAUCUCGGCGCACAAGAGCGUGAUGAAUAGAUACAAGACCGACGUUCCUUGUUUGCAAUGA
Molecule: messenger RNA, 189 nt
Organism: Torulaspora globosa
Lineage: Eukaryota; Fungi; Ascomycota; Saccharomycetes; Saccharomycetales; Saccharomycetaceae
Exons: 1
Coding region: 1-189 (62 amino acids)
Source: RefSeq, a predicted model, not a curated record